AUGCCGUCCAAGGUUGCGGCGCCCAUCAUGCCACCCGCCACCGUCGUCGUCACGGGGGCCAACGGCUUCAUAGCUCAACACUGCGUCGCGGCUCUUCUCAAGGCCGGCUACCAAGUCGUCGGCACCGUCAGGACCGCCGCCAAGGCGGAGCUGGUGACGACGACGCACGCCUCUCAUCCAAACCUCGAUGUCGUCAUCAUCCCGGACAUCACCUGCCCCCGCGGAUACAUGAAAGCCCUGGCCUCGCACUUACCCAUCGCCAUCCUCCACCUGGCCGCCCCCUUCCACUACAAGGCCACCGACUUCGAGAGGGACUUGAUGGUCCCGGCGGUGCGUGGAUCCACGGCCGUCCUCGAGGCGGCGGCCCAGAUGAGGAGCGUCAAGAGGGUCAUCCAUACUAAUAGCUUCGCCUGCAUCUACGACGCCGCCGCCGGGCCCCGGCCGGGAAAGACGUACACGGCCCACGACUGGAGCCCCCUGACCUACCGGGACGGCGCCAGCGCCCCGGAUGCCCCGACCGCCUACCGGGCCUGCAAGACGGCGGCCGAGCGGGCGGCCUGGGACUUUGUCGAGGAGCGGAAGCUGGGCUUCGACCUCGUUAGCUUGUGCCCGGCCAUGGUCUUCGGGCCGUUGCUGCCAGGGUCAAAGCCCAUGUCCAUGGCGUCGCUCAACACAAGCAACCUGCUCGUCUGGUCCGUCGUUUGUGCCGGGCGUGAUAGCCCUGUUCCGCCCACAAAGGGUCCCGUCUGGGUUGAUGUCCGGGAUGUCGCCCUUGCUCACGUCAAGGCGCUGGAGGUGGCCGAGGCCGGCGGCGGCCGGUACCUGCUAGCCCAGGGAGUCUAUUGCAACCAGGAGCUGGCGGAUCUGAGCCGCAGCGUCACCGCAAAGUACGCGGACCGCAUCCCGCUCGGCCGCCCUGGCCUGCGAGAGAGUCACAAGCACUUUUCCGUCGAUGCCACCGAGACGGAGCGCGUGUUAGGCUGGAGAUGUCGGGGGCUUGAGGAAUGCCUUGGAGACCUUGUCCCUCAGCUAUUUGAGAUUGAGCGCAACCAGGCACUCUAA
Messenger RNA from Hirsutella rhossiliensis, 1062 nucleotides. Its product is annotated as NAD dependent epimerase/dehydratase family domain-containing protein. Bases 1 to 1062 code for a protein of 353 amino acids. The transcript has a single exon. The record is from RefSeq and is a predicted model, not a curated record. Lineage: Eukaryota; Fungi; Ascomycota; Sordariomycetes; Hypocreales; Ophiocordycipitaceae. Gene Ontology annotation, molecular function: oxidoreductase activity, acting on the CH-OH group of donors, NAD or NADP as acceptor.